AUGACCGUAUACGACACCCUCACUUCCUACCUCACUGGCAAACCACCCCAGGCCGAUUCACCCCUCUACAUUGCCGGUGUAGUGGAUCUGACCCAACCUACCUUUUACGUGUCAAUUGCCUCGAUUUGCUUCAAUCCACUCUUUUGGAACAUUGUUGCUCAGAAUGAAUAUCACAACAAGACGAUUACGAAGAUCCUAAAGGGAAAUAGGUACUUGGGUUGCUAUGGACUUGCUGCGACCAUCUUCUCAUUGGGAAUCUUGAGGGAUCAUAUUUACAAUGAUGCCCUUAAGCACCAACCUGCUCAUCCUCUUUUGCAAACACUCCCCGUAAAGGCACUCGCUGUAGGACUUAUUGCCGCUGGAAACGUCUUUGUAGUGUCGAGCAUGUGGGCAUUGGGAGUGACGGGAACUUAUUUGGGCGAUUACUUUGGAAUCUUGAUGGAUCACAUUGUUACAGGAUUCCCAUUCAAUGUCAUGGCCGAUCCCAUGUAUUGGGGAAGCAGCAUGAGCUUUGCUGGUGUCGCACUCUGGUUCGGUAAGCCCGCCGGCCUCCUCCUCACCCUCGUGGUCAUCACCGCCUACACCAUUGCCCUGCGCUUCGAAGGUCCCUUUACCGCCGAAAUCUACGCCGCUGCCGCCCGCAAAGGCCACGGCUCCAAGUCUGGCUCCGGCAAGGGCUCUUCUUCCUCCUCCUCGGACGCUCAGUCUUUGGAAGGACCACCUGCUCACCGUACUCGUGCUGCUACAGGAACGACGGAUUCGGCACCUUCUACGCCUAGCAAGAGGACGAGGGCGAAGAAGGGUGGCAAGUAA
Molecule: messenger RNA, 813 nt
Organism: Microstroma glucosiphilum
Lineage: Eukaryota; Fungi; Basidiomycota; Exobasidiomycetes; Microstromatales; Microstromataceae
Product: PEMT-domain-containing protein
Exons: 3
Coding region: 1-813 (270 amino acids)
Biological process (GO): phosphatidylcholine biosynthetic process
Molecular function (GO): S-adenosylmethionine-dependent methyltransferase activity
Source: RefSeq, a predicted model, not a curated record